CCUCUUGGGUUCUGUACCAAUUGUUCCAUAUCUUUUGCAUUCGAAAUUCGAAGGGAAACAACAGACGCUAGUGAGAAGUCGAUUCCGUGCAUAAUCCAAAGUCUAUCUCCCGAAGCAUGAAUAAAUCUUUGAAUAAGUCACCCUCCAAGGCAAUCCUUUGCUUGCACGGCGGUGGGGCGUCACCAGAAAUUUUCCAUUUCCAGCUCGCCAAAUUCCGCAUGGCGCUGAAAGAUGAAUUCGAAUUUGUAUACGCCACUGGUCCACACAUCGCAGUGCCAGGUCCUGAUGUCCUUCCUUUCUUCGCCGGUAUGAAGUCAUUUUAUUCUUGGUUCCGCAAGGAGGCGCGAAACACCGACGAGGAGGUCGCGGUGUUCAACGAAGCGGUCAAGAUCGCGGUGGAAGACUGGGAUCGCGAGAACCCGACCGUUAACAUCGUGGGAGUCCUCGGCUUCUCACAAGGCGGGCUGGCGAGCACGGUCUUGCUCUGGGAGCAAGAGAUGAGGCUCCUCCCGUGGCUACCCAGGUUGGAAUUUGGAGUACUGGUUUGCUGUGCGUACAGCGACGUGGCGACAGAGUACAUCCGCAAGAUGUCAGAAGAUGGCAAGAUUGGGCGCAUCUCGGUACCUACUUUACAUAUUCACGGGAGCCAAGACUGCAACCUUGGACAGGCAAGGGACACUCUUGCGACGCACUAUUCUCAGAAAGCCGCCAAAGUCAUCAAUUUUGAGGGCGGGCAUCAUAUCCCUCAGAGAUUUGAGGAUGUUCAGAAGAUGACGACCCAAAUUCGUCAACUAGUCGAGGAUCUGUUAGAUUGUGAUGGGUUAUCAAGGACAGUAAAUUGUCGGUGAAAGUGGAUUGUGUUCUUCUGUUGUUGUUCCCUUGUGGACGCGUAGCAUGUUUCCUGACUUUUAUCUAUUAUCGUAUCACGUGACGUGAGGCACAUGUUAUUUCAGCCGAGG
Messenger RNA from Didymella exigua CBS 183.55, 959 nucleotides. RefSeq lists its product as uncharacterized. The coding region runs from base 117 to 848 and encodes 243 amino acids. The record is from RefSeq and is a predicted model, not a curated record. Gene Ontology annotation, biological process: secondary metabolite biosynthetic process. Gene Ontology annotation, cellular component: nucleus; cytoplasm. Lineage: Eukaryota; Fungi; Ascomycota; Dothideomycetes; Pleosporales; Didymellaceae. The transcript has 2 exons.